Molecule: messenger RNA, 429 nt
Organism: Trichobilharzia regenti
Lineage: Eukaryota; Metazoa; Platyhelminthes; Trematoda; Strigeidida; Schistosomatidae
Source: the annotation of a GenBank genome assembly
AUGUUACCUGUUUCGCUUCUUAAAGCUGCAACAAAUUUGCCUAUGCUAGUGGAAUUGAAAAGUGGUGAAACAUACAACGGUCAUCUUGUAGCUUGUGAUGAUUGGAUGAACAUUCAUUUGAAAGAAGUCAUUUGCACAUCUCGGGAUGGCGACAGAUUUUGGAAAAUGCCAGAGUGUUAUAUACGUGGGAGUAUAAUCAAAUACCUACGAAUUCCAGAUGAUGUGAUCGAUAAGGUGAAAGAAGACUUACAACUUGCAAAAAUGCGCAAUCGUUCUCAGUCUUCAGAUGCGGGACGGGGAGGCUUUAAUAGAAACAAAGGCAAAGGUCGUGGUGGUAAUGUUCUUGCAAAUAGGGGUCGUGGAGGAUCGGGCCGCGGUGGGAAUGUAGCCGGUGGACCAGGGCGAGGUGGUGGAUUUCGUGGUAAAUAA